AUGAAUCUAAACACUUUACUAGACGCGUCUAUGGCCUUCGACGCAAUUCUGAACCGAUUGCACAGUGCCAUAUCUUUUGGUGACUCUAUCCUCGCCCACCGCGUUACCCGUCAUCAGAAUUCAAAGCUCACCAAGCUUCUCACUGAGCUUAUCGCGGUGUACCGCUCCCACAACCUCAAACAUCGCAUUCUUAACCUCAAACGGGACCUUGUGAAACAAGACCCCGCCUUCUUUUCCUCCGCCGAUAAAUCGCAAUUAGAGACCCUAAUGCGGCACGACGCUCUCAAUUUCUCCAAGCCUGCUAACGUGCUGCACAUAUUGUUGAAUACCCUUAACUCUAACAAGUCGCAAGAAGAGAAGAGCGCAGAGCUGAAAACGGUGUUGCAGAGGGUGGAUGGGUUCCGGGAUGCUGCAGAGAGGGCUCGUGCGAUCGUGGAUAAGCUGAAGAAUAUCGCUGGCAAGUAUAUCACUAAAGAGAAUCAUCACGGGUGUCGACCAUCGACCAAAGGCGAGGUAGAGUCGUUCAGGAAGAAAUAUAUUCGUGUUUUCGGCACCGUGCAUGUCCCGGAUAAGUUAGAGGCUUCUAAACCCCGCAAGGAGACGACUUUAGAGCGGAAAGACAAUUGCUCCGGUGACAAUUGCGUACCACAGAAGUCCACUAAGGAUAAAAGGUCGAAUCCGAGUGCAAAUCAUAAGAAGUCAUGUCUACCUGAACCGAAGAGGGAUCCAAAGGCGACUCCAGAGGCUUGUGAUGAUAAAAAGACACAUUGCCAUACCAAGCCUGGGGAAAAGAACGUAGCUAAGGGCACUCGAGUGAAAGCUAAGCCAGAAUUUACGGUAUUCAUCAGCUUCUGUGACCUCGACAAAAACACCAUAGCCAUCCCACUUCAUGCCAGAUUGACCAAGAAAGGCAUCUCCAGUUUUUGCGGCAAGCAGUCGUUGAUUCCUGGAGAAGACGUUCGUGAAGCAAGGAAUCGCGCACUGAGGUCAGCAGCAAUCUUCGUUUUCAUCUUGUCACCAGAAUUUGCGUUUCGGGAAACAAACCAGGAGGAUUUGUCAUAUGCCCUCAAACGUUCGAAAUAUGCAAAGAAGAGCAAGACCGCAGGGCCGAUCUUACUACCAGUUUACCAUCGGAUGACAACUGAAGAGGCAAACAAAGAACUGUUCGACCUCCAAGCUCCCAGGAACCAAUAUUCCACAAACAGCCACCGUUCUGCUUCUGCUGCUUCAAUUGUAACCGUUUGCCGGAAAGAAGGUUUCCAAGAGAGAGUUGAGAGAGGAGAAGCAAAGUUCGCUGAUGUACGAAAAUUAUUCGAGGAACUGGACGGAAUCGCAGAUGUUGGGCCCGGCAUGAAUUCGUCAAACGCAAAACAUCCAGAGGCGACAAAAAAUCGAGAAGAGGUAUUGAGCCUCACAGAGAAGGCCGUGAAAAGUGCCAUGCAUCGGUUAAACAACCAGUAAGCCAUCUUUUUUGCCGCAACCCCGUAGUCUUUCAUCUCCAAGCACAACAUCAGGAAUGGCCAACAAAGUGCUAGGGUUUUCGUAGUUUUCACAACAAGUUUCUCUUAUUCGCCUUCUCACAACGUUGCCAUCACAGCAUUUCACCAUGGAUCACCGUACCGUAAAUCUAUUUCCAAUUUUCUCUCACUGACUGUUUAUGGGGCAGAGAGUGUGUGUGCAUCUUUUGAA
Messenger RNA from Chondrus crispus (carragheen), 1689 nucleotides. RefSeq names its product TIR domain-containing protein. The transcript has 2 exons. Gene Ontology annotation, biological process: signal transduction. The coding region runs from base 1 to 1461 and encodes 486 amino acids. Lineage: Eukaryota; Rhodophyta; Florideophyceae; Gigartinales; Gigartinaceae. The record is from RefSeq and is a predicted model, not a curated record.